AUGUCUGGAAAUCUUACCGAAGAACAAAUCGCGGAAUUUAAGGAAGCUUUUGCGCUUUUCGACAAGGACAACAACGGCUCAAUCUCGUCGUCAGAAUUGGCCACAGUGAUGCGUUCGCUGGGUCUGUCGCCAAGCGAGGCCGAGGUGGCGGAUCUGAUGAAUGAGAUCGACGUCAAUGGCAACCACAAGAUUGAGUUCAGCGAAUUUUUGGCCUUGAUGUCGCGCCAAUUGAAGUCCAACGAUUCCGAGCAGGAGUUGCUGGAGGCGUUCAAAGUGUUUGACAAAAACGGCGACGGCCUGAUCUCUGCCGCAGAGCUGAAGCACGUGUUGACGUCGAUUGGGGAAAAGCUCACGGACGCAGAGGUGGACGAGAUGCUAAGAGAAGUGAGCGACGGCAGCGGAGAGAUCAAUAUCAAGCAGUUCGCUGCCUUGUUGUCGAAAUAG
Messenger RNA from Lachancea dasiensis, 444 nucleotides. The record is from the annotation of a GenBank genome assembly. Lineage: Eukaryota; Fungi; Ascomycota; Saccharomycetes; Saccharomycetales; Saccharomycetaceae.